AUGGAGAGGCAGAAAGUGAUGGAAAGAGGAGAGAAGGCAGGUGUGUCAAGUUCAUCCAAUGGUGGAGAUGAAGUUGAUGUUGUGAAGGAAAUGAUGGAUGUGAUUAAGGCCGUGGGAUUGUAUGUGGGGUACAGGAAGACACAAAGAAAGGAGUGCGUGAACAUGGUGAGGAGAUUGAAGCUAUUAGUUCCUCUUUUAGAGGAGAUAGAGGAGAUUGAUAAGCAUAAAUUGCUUUCUAGAGAGGGUUUGAAAACUAGUUUGGUUAAUUUGAAGAAGGCCCUUUUGGGCGCUAAGAAGUUGUUGAAGAAAUGUAGCAAUGGAAGCAAGAUUUAUCUGGCAAUGGAGAGCGAGGCAGUGAUGAGUAGCUUUCAUUCUGUAUAUGACAAAUUAAGUCAGGCUUUGGAUGAUUUGUCCUAUGAUGAGCUAGGGAUCUCAGUUGAAGUUCAAGAGCAAGUUGAGCUAACACGGAUGCAACUUAAAAGAGCAAAGAGGCGAACCGACACUCAGGAUAUAGAACUGGCAAUGGAUAUGAUGGUUGUAUUUUCUAAAAAGGAUGACCGAAAUGCAGAUAGUGCAAUACUAGAGAGACUGGCCAGCAAGUUAGAGCUGCACGCUAUUCCAGACUUGAAAGCAGAAGAAGUAGCAGUCAGAAAACUAGUAAAAGAGAAAGCGGUGCAGAAUGCUGAAAGCAUCCAGCAAAUUAAAGACCUUUUGGGAAAAUUUAAACAGAUUGCUGGGGUUGAUGAAACCAUUGUUCUCGAUGGUCCUAUUCCUUCAAAAAGCUUUAAGAGGUGUCAGUCUUUGCAUAUCCCCCAUGAAUUCCUCUGUCCAAUUACUCUGGAGAUCAUGGUGGAUCCUGUCAUUGUGGCAACUGGACAGACUUAUGAAAGAGAGAGCAUACAGAAGUGGCUGAACUCUAAUCGUCGGACCUGCCCGAAGACUGGUCAAAAUUUGGAUCAUUUGACUCUAGCACCAAAUUUUGUGCUCAGGAAUCUUAUACUGCAAUGGUGUGAGAAAAAUAACUAUGAACUACCUAUGAAGGAUGCUUGUUUGGUCUCUGAUGGCGUUUCUGCUGAGCAUAUAGAGGAAAUCUCUUCCUUGAUCCAAAAUCUGUCCUUGGGUGAGUUUGAAGUGCGAAGAGAGGCCAUUAUGAAGAUCCGUAUGCUUGCAAAGGAGAAUCCAGACAACAGAAUUUUGAUUGCCAACUAUGGAGGGAUUCCUCCAUUGGUUCAGCUCUUGUCCUGUCAAGAUUCCAAGAUUCAAGAACACACUGUAACAGCUCUUUUGAACUUGUCAAUUGAUGAAACAAACAAAAGACUUGUAGCCAGAGAGGGAGCAAUUCCUGCUAUAGUUGAAGUUUUGCAGCAUGGAACAGAUGAAGCUAGAGAGAACUCUGCUGCAGCUUUAUUUAGCUUGUCAAUGCUCGACGAAAACAAAGUUCUAAUAGGAGCUUUGAAUGGUAUCCGUCCUUUGGUGUCCCUUUUGCAGAAUGGGACUGUACGAGGUAAAAAAGAUGCUGCAACUGCACUCUUCAACUUAUCUUUGAACCAAUCCAACAAGUCCAGGGCCAUAAAAGCAGGUAUCAUACCAGCAUUGCUCCAUUUGCUUGAGGACAAAAACUUAGGCAUGAUCGACGAAGCCCUCUCCAUAUUGUUACUCAUUGCAUCACAUCCUGAAGGGAGAAAUGAAAUCAGCAAACUAUCUUUCAUUGAAACCCUUGUUGAAAUCACAAGUAAUGGGACUCCCAAGAACAAGGAAUGCGCCAUAUCGGUUCUUCUCCAGUUGGGGUUGAAUAAUUCAUCCAUCAUCUUAGCAGCACUUCAGUAUGGUGUGUAUGAACAUUUGGUAGAACUUGCAAAAAGUGGAACCAACAGGGCUCAAAGGAAAGCAAAUUCUCUAUUGCUGCAUAUGAGUAAGUACGAACACAUUCCAUGA
Molecule: messenger RNA, 1935 nt
Organism: Dovyalis caffra
Lineage: Eukaryota; Viridiplantae; Streptophyta; Magnoliopsida; Malpighiales; Salicaceae
Source: the annotation of a GenBank genome assembly